Cherax quadricarinatus is the source of this 6852-nucleotide messenger RNA. RefSeq names its product mediator complex subunit 15. Gene Ontology annotation, biological process: regulation of DNA-templated transcription. Gene Ontology annotation, molecular function: transcription coregulator activity. The record is from RefSeq and is a predicted model, not a curated record. NCBI's taxonomy places the organism in Eukaryota, Metazoa, Arthropoda, Malacostraca, Decapoda, Parastacidae.
AACAACAACAACAACAACAGUGUCUCGAGUUUUCGUUGGCUAUAAACAAGAACAAUGGGAGAUGACUGGAAAUCCUGGAACUUCCGCCAGAGAGUUGUUGCCCAGUUGGAAGAACUCAUUCGACAGACUCCACCUGGUAAUCACAGGAAUGCUCAUGAGUUAGAACUUCAGGUGUUCCAAAGGGCCACCAAGAAAGAUGAAUAUCUCCAGUGCAUAGGACGUAUUGUAAUGCACAUGCGAGAGUUGGCUCAGAAUAGCAACCCUCAGAAUAAUAACCCUCACCUUGCAGAAGUCUUGACACGUCACCCAGGGCCUGGCGGUCAGAUGACUGGUCCAGGCGGUCAGAUGGGUGGACCAGGUGGGCCAGUUGUAACUGGUCCAACCACUCCCACCUUAAUGGCUGCUCAGCAGGUAAAUAUGCAAGGUGCACCAAGAAUUGGGCAACCGAUGCCACCUAACAUAACAAAUCAGGGAGCAGAUAUGGGCAGUUGGUCAGCUAAUAAUCGGCAACGAAUAAAUGAGAUGCAAAUGCCAGGUGUAAAUAAAAAACAAACAGUGAUGACAAUGGGUCCAAUUUCUCAGCCAGGGAAAAUUAACCAACUGCAAAUGACUAUUACAGGUCAGAGUGGAGGUACAACACAAAUUGGACCAGUCGCUGGCCAGUUAGUUAGUAAUGUAGGCCGUGGCACAGGUACUAUGCAGCCACGUGUUCCCUCUCCUGGGUUUCCACGUCAAGGAACACCCACACCGACAAGUGCUUCACCAGCUCCCCCAUUAUCUGCUCCAAACAGUCAGCCAUCACCUGCAUUUGUAUCUCCCUCACCAUCAUCUAGCAUGGUGCCCUCACCUGUUGGUGGGAGUAAUAGUGGAGGUAUGAGUAGAAAUGCUAGCCACCUCGGAGCUCCUUCUCCUGGUGGAAUGAUCAACACUCCUGGACAAACUCAGCAGCCUUCCCCUGCUGCUCAGUCAGCAUCCAGUAGUCAGGUAGAAGAUGCUGCUUACAGGGAAAAAGUGCGUCAACUCAGUAAAUAUGUUGUUCCUUUACGUCGCAUGAUUCAAAGAAUUGGAAAUGAAGAUGCAGAAAAAUCUAAGAAAAUGAAACAGCUUCAUGAUAUGCUGCAAAAUCCUACGCGGCGAAUGCCAAUGGAUACACUGUUGAAGUGUGAAAGAGUUCUGGAGAAGUUGGAUAUUCAUCGUGAUGCUGAAAUUGAAGCACCUGUACCACCAAAUAUGGAGACCUGCAUUGCUAACCUUGAAGAAGCUCUGAACACUGUUCUAAAGUCUCCAUGCGCUGCUCAUACAUUACAUCGAACAAUUUCCCCUGCAUUGUCAGUGCUGCUGGGUCCAACUUAUGUCACCUAUCCAGCAAAGCACUCUAAACGGGACAACCCUCUUCAACCUCCACCGGAGACACCAAACAUCAGUGAUAUUGUCCAAGGAGAGGUAGCUCGGCUUAAUGCUCGAUUCAGAGUAAAUUUAGACUGCCAGAUGCCCCCUGGAAGUGAUGAGUUAACUCUUAUAUGUCAACUUGAUGAUCCCAACCUUCCCUGUGUUCCUCCUCUUACUCUUACAGUUCCAGCUAAGUAUCCAGAAAAACCUCCUCGUUGUGACUUAUUGGCUGUAGAUUAUCAAACUACAGAUUUUUUGAAAAGCAUUAGAGAAAGUAUGCUGGUCAGACUGCAGAACAUGCCUCCUCACUGCAGUCUCACUAUGCUGUUGCACAGCUGGGAGAUGAGUGUGCGCCAGGCUUGUGCUCCAAAGUCGUCUAUGACUUCAGCGAUAGCUAAAGCCCUAUCAGUGACUGGUGCUUUUUAGGUUCAAAAUUCCUUUGAAUUCAAUUACUUAUAUUUGAGUAAUUUGACAUGCUUAAAAACAUAAGAAUGACACAUGCACACAUUCUUUAUAUGUGGUAUAUUACUUAUUGAUAUAUUGCAAUUUUUGUUUACAAUGUACUAAGGUAUAAUUUUUUUUGCACUUAUGAAAAGUCUGUAUACUAAUACAAGCUACAUUAGACCAGGGCUGAUAGUGGUCCAUUUUUCCUCUAGGAGCUGGAUUUUACAAAGGAAAAUUUCUCCAAUAAUGAGGCCUAAUGGAGAGAAGGGUUGAGGUAUUCAGAUUUGAUCUGAGGAAGAGGUCAAAUUCCAUGGAUCAAGAGCCCUUUCACUGUGGCAGGAACCCCAUAUAAAGGGGGUUUCAUUGCCUAGAUUAUUUUUUUAUCAUAGCACUAUUGUUGCAUGUUUACUUUUAACUUCUUUCUUUUCCACACCCUUGCACACUCCAACAUCCUCUGCAGCUUUACUUCCAAAUCUUUCUACAGCACUGACAUCAGCAGGAAGCAAAACUGAGAACUCUAAAUUUAUAUAUGAUUCAGUAUCUUUUAAGCUCAAACCUUUUCCCAACAAAUCAGUGCUGUAUUACCCUUGUGAGUUUAGUACUUAGUAUUUUAAUUUUUAUUAACACAUAAGCCAAUUCCCACCAAGGCAGGGUGGCCUGAAAAAGAAAAAAUUUCACCAUCAUUCAUUCCAUCACUGUCUUGCUAGAGGCAUGCCUACACUACAUUUACAAAACUGCAACAUUAACACCCCUCCUUCAGAGUGCAGACACUGUACUUCCCAUCUCCAGGACUCAAGUCUGGCCUGCUGGUUUCCUUGAAUCCCUUCAUAAAUGUUACUUUGCUCACACUCCAACAGCACGUCAAGUAUUAAAACCAUUUGUUUCCAUUCACUCCUAUCAAAUAUGCUCAUGCAUGCUUGCUGGAAGUCCAAGCCCCUUGCACACCAAACCUCCUUUACUCCGUCCCUCCAACCUUUCCUAGGCUGACCCCUACCCCGCCUCCCCUCCACUACAGAUUUAUACACGCUUGAAGUCAUUCUAUUUUGUUCCACCCUCUCUACAUGUCCAAACCACCUCAACAAUCCCUUCUCAGCCCUCUGGAUAAUAGUUUUAGUAAUCCCACACCUCCUAAUUUCCAAACUACGAAUUCUCUGCAUUAUAUUCAAACCACACAUUACCCUCAGACAUGACAUCGCCACUGCCUCCAGCCUUCUCCUUGUUGCAACAUUCACCACCCAUGCCUCACACCCAUAUAAGAGUGUUGGUAUAACUAUACUCUCAUACAUUUCCCUCUUUGCUUCCAUGGACAAAGUUCUUUGUCUCUACAGACUCCUAAGUGCACCACUCACCCUUUUCCUCUCAUCAGUCCCAUGAUUCACCUCAUCCUUCAUAGACCCAUCUGCUGACAUGUCCACUCCUAAAUAUCUGAAUACAUUCACCACCUCCACACUCCCUCUCUCCAAUCUGAUAUCCAAUUUUUCGUCACCUAAUCUUUUUGUUAUACUCAUCACCUUACUCUUUCGUAUAUUCACUUUUAAUUUUCUUCUUUUACAUUACCACACUCAUCCACCAACCUCUGCAACUUCUCUUCAGAAUCUCCCGAAAGCACAGUGUCAUCAGCAAAGAGCAACUGUGACAACUCCCACUUUGUGUUAAAUUCUUUAUCUUUUAACCCCAUACCUCUCGCCAAGACCCGUACAACCCCAUCUAUAAAUAUAUUGAACAACCACGGUGACAUCACACAUCCUUGUCUAAGGCCUACUUUUACUGGGAAAUAAUCUCCCUCUCUCCUACAUACUCUAAACUGAGCCUCACUAUCCUCAUAAAAACUCUUCACUGCUUUAUGUAACCUACCUCCUAUUCCAUACACCUGCAACAUUUGCUACAUUGCCCCCCUAUCCACCCUGUUAUAUGCCUUUUCCAAAUCCAUAAAUGCCACAAAAACGUCUUUACCCCUAUCUAAACACUGUUCACCUAUAUGUUUCACUGUAAACACUUGGUCUAUAAACCGCCUACCUUUCCUAAGGCCUCCUUGUUCAUUUGCUAUCCUACUCUUUGUCUUACUCUUAGUUCUUUCAAUACUAACUCUACCAUACACUUUACCAGGUAUACUCAACAGACUUCUUCUUUCUUCGUUCAACACACCGGCCGUAUCCCACCGAGGUGGGGUGGCCCAAAAGGAAAAACGAAAGUUUCUCCUUUUACAUUUAGUAAUAUAUACAGGAGAAGAGGUUACUAGCCCCUUGCUCCCGGCAUUUUAGUCGCCUCUUUCAACACGCAUGGCUUACGGAGGAAGAAUUCUGUUCCACUUCCCCAUGGAGGUAAGUGGAAAUAAACAAGAACAAGAACUAGAAAGAAAAUAGAAAAAAACCCAGAUGGGUGUGUAUAUAUAUAUGUUUGUACAUGUAUGUGUAGUGUGACCUGAGUGUAAGUAGAAGUAGCAAGACGUACUUGAAAUCUUGCAUGUUUUCUUAUUUUCAACACACCGGCCGUAUCCCACCGAGGCGGGGUGGCCCAAAAGAAAAAAACAAAGUUUCUCCUUUCAAAUUUAGUAAUAUAUACAGGAGAAGGGGUUACUAGCCCCUUGCUCCCGGCAUUUUAGUUGCCUCUUACAACACGCAUGACCUACGGAGGAAGAAUUCUGUUCCACUUCCCCAUGGAGAUAAGAGGAAAUAAACAAGAACAAGAACUAGAAAGAAAAUAGAAGAAAACCCAGAGGGGUAUGUAUAUAUACGCUUGUACAUGUAUGUGUAGUGUGACCUGAGUGUAAGUAGAAGUAGCAAGACGUACCUGAAAUUUUGCAUGUUCAUGAGACAGAAAAAAGGACACCAGCAAUCCUACCAUCAUGUAAAACAAUUACAGGCUUCCGUUUUACACUCACUUGGCAGGACGGUAGUACCUCCCUGGGCGGUUGCUGUCUACCAACCUACUACCUAGAACACAACAGACUUAUUCCCCUAUAAUUUUUGCACUCUCUUUUGUCUCUUUUGCCUUUAUACAAAGGAACUAUGCAUGCUCUCUGCCAGUCCCUAGGUACCUUACCCUCUUCCAUACAUAUAUUAAGUAAUAGCACCAACCACUCCAAAACUAUAUCCCCACCUACUUUUAACAUUUCUAUCUUUACCCCAUCAAUCCCAGCUGCUUUACCCCCUUUCAUUCUACCCACUGCCUCACGAACUUCCCCACACUCACAGCUAGCUCUUUUUCACUCCUACAAGAUGUUAUUCCUCCUUACCCUAUAUACGAAAUCAUAGCUUCCCUAUCUUCAUCAACAUUUAGCAAUUCCUCAAAAUAUUCCCUCCAUGUUCCCGAUACCUCUAAUUAUUUUUUUUAUUAACACAUCGGCCAUUUCCCACCAAGGUAGGGUGGUCCGAAAAAGACAAACUUUGAUCAUCAUUCACUCCAUCACUAUCUUGCCAGAAGCGUGCUCACACUACAGUUAUAAAACUGCAACAUUAACACCCCACCUUCAGAGUGCAGCACUGUACUUCCCAUCUCCAAGACUCAAGUCCGGCCUGCCGGUUUCCCUGGAUCCUUUCACAAGUGUUACUUUGCUUACACUGCAACAGCACAUCAAGUCCUAAAAACCAUUUGUCUCCAUUCGCUCCUGUCUAACACACACACACAUGCUUGCUGGAAAUCCAAGCCCCUCGUACACAAAACCUCCUUUAACCCCUUCCUCCAACCUUUCCUAGGCCAACCCCUACCCCACCUUCCCUCCGCUUCAGAUUUAUAUACUCUUGAGGUCAUUCUGUUUCGUUCCAUCCUCUGUACAUGUCCAAGCCAUCUCAGUAACCCCUCCUCAGCCCUCUGGAUAAUAAUUUAGAUAGUCCCACACCUCCUCCUAAUCUCCAAACUACAGAUUCUCUGCAUUAUAUUCACACCACACAUUGCCCUUAGACAUGACAUCUCCAUUGCCUCUAGCCUUCCCCUUGUUGCAACAUUCACAACAAAUGCCUCACACCCAUACAAGAGCGCUUGUGUAACUAUACUCUCAUACAUUCCCCUCUUUGCUUUCGUGGAUAAAAUUCUUUGUCUCCACAGACUCCUUAGUGCACCACUCCCCUUUUUCUGUUACCUAAGUGUUUUGUUAUCCUCAUCACCUACUCUUUCCUAUAUUCAUUUUUAGUUUCCUUCUUUUACAUACCCUACCAAACUCAUCAACCAACCUCUGCAACUUCUCUUUAGAAUCUACCAAAAGCACAGUAUCAUCAGCAAAGAGCAACUGUAACAACUCACACUUUGUGUUAAAUUCUUUUAUCUUUUAAUCCCACACCUCUAACUCUCCAUUUACUAAGUCUCUUCUCCUAUUUUUAACUGUCAAAUCCAUUCGUUCCUUAGGCUUUCUCAGCUUAUUAAUCUCACUCCAAAGCUUUUUCUUAUUUUCAACAAAAUUUGUUGAUAAAUCUCACCCACUCUCUCAUUUGCUCUCUUUUUACAUUGCUUCACCACUUUCUUAACCUCUUUUUCUUUCCAUAUACUCUCCCUCCUUGCAUCACUUAUACUUUGUAAAAACCUCUCAUAUGCUAACUUUUCCUCCCUUACACACACACACUACCAUUUAUUUAGUUUACAACUCCAAUUUUAUUAAAAUGCACUAAACUACAAUAUUUUGCCAGUAUCAUGUAUCCCUUUGUAAAUCUGACUUGCUAGAAAAUACACCUUCCCUACAGUUAUCUGGAUAUAUUUGAUGAUAAACACAAUUAUUUUUCACAUUUUUAUUUACAGUUUAGGUAUUCAAAAUAUUGAUCAUGACUGUUAAUGGAGAUUAAACACAGUACAUACAAUGUCUAGUCCUGACUGACCCACAUGGGUUCAGCACUUGUGACUGACAGCUUGAUCUAAACAAAGUUACCUAUAAUUAAUGUGAUUUUUUUUAAAGACUUGUAUUAUCCACAGAUUUGAAGUUCAGAUGUUCAGUAUGUUUCAAAGAUGAUUUGUUCAAUCCUGCCUUGUACUGAGAGGCUCUGAAUUCUGUACUAUAAACAUUACUUCAAUUACAAGUUUCGCUUUCUUCUG